AUGUUAAGAAGUUACACAGUUUUUUUAAUUUACAUCACUGUUGUUUCUGCGGUGUCGUGGGGAGAUCUUUUGAAUGUGGGAUCUAGUGGCAGUGGGGGAUCGAGCGGCGAUGGCGGAUAUGGUUAUAAUGCAGGACCACCAUGCAACGAUUGUAGCUGUAUGGCUUGUGACCCGGGCCAAGAAUGCUAUAUGGAGCCUGGCAGCACCUUUGCCAAACCAAUAUGUCACUUGAAGUGUGGCCCGAACGAAGCGCUAAGUAUGUGUGAAGAUACCUGUGUAACAAAAGACAAGCCUAUACAACGACUAUGUCCAAAUGAAAACAUUUGUGCUUGUAAAGAGGGCUACGUGCGUGACAAACAGACUCGCCAAUGCAUUCCGUCAGGCCAAUGUAGCUCAACAACGACACACAAGCCAACAGGCUCGACUACAUGGUUGAUUGGAUCAACUGGAACCAGAACAACUGAAACAGGCACAAGCACUCCCGGAACUACAACAAAAGCACGCACUCCUGGAACUCCUGGAACUCCAACAACGGCACGCAAUGCUCGAACUUCCGAAACUCCAACAACUGCCACGCCGACAUGUAGCGAGAACGAGAUGCUGAAACGAUGCAGUGGCUGUGAGGCGACGUGCGCUUUCCCGGACGGGCGUCCGAAUUGCGUCCCGAAUUGUCAACAAGCGAAAUGCGAAUGCAAGCCGGGCUUCGUUCGGUGCCCGAUCAGUGGGCGAUGCAUUUGCGCGUCACUGUGUCCGAAGAACUCAUGCCCGCCGAACGAGGAUUGGAACAGUUGUCCGACGUGUGAGGCCACUUGCACUAACUUGAAUCCGAUCUGCCCAAUGGUGUGCAAGACGCCGGCUUGUCAAUGUUGCAAGGGCUACGUUCGGUGCCCGAUUUCCGGUCGCUGUGUCACCCCGGCAUCAUGUCCCAAAAUCAACCCAUUAACCCACCCGAAAGUGCGAGUGGCGGCUCAAAUAAUGCCAAGAAUGGUUCAAGUCCAACAACCAGUCUCCCAGAAGCAACCUGCUGCUCUAAAGAAAUCUAUCCCGAAAUUCGUGGUUCAACGACAAGCCCCAGUUGGU
Mesorhabditis belari is the source of this 1080-nucleotide messenger RNA. The record is from the annotation of a GenBank genome assembly. NCBI's taxonomy places the organism in Eukaryota, Metazoa, Nematoda, Chromadorea, Rhabditida, Rhabditidae.